Ostreococcus tauri is the source of this 984-nucleotide messenger RNA. RefSeq names its product unnamed product. The transcript has a single exon. The record is from RefSeq and is a predicted model, not a curated record. Lineage: Eukaryota; Viridiplantae; Chlorophyta; Mamiellophyceae; Mamiellales; Bathycoccaceae. Bases 1 to 984 code for a protein of 327 amino acids.
AUGGCGCGCGCGUCGCCCGCGCGGUGGACCCCGCGCGCGCGCGAACGGGCGACGACGGCGCGGGCGUCGACGCUCGCGACGCGCGCGUCGAGGACGCCGCGCCUCGCGCGGGCGAGCGGUGCGUCGAACGACGACGAUGCCGAUGAAAAAGCGUCGGACGCCGCGCGCGCGGCGCGAGGCGUCGACGCCUCGAUCGAGGCGCUGCGCUCGAGCGCGGUGGCGCGCGUGGAAGAGAUGUUGACCGCGGAUGAUGGGGUGCGGCGAGAGCUCGAGCGGGCGAAGGCGGCGGCGAAAGAGGUGGCGGCGCGGGAGGUGGACAAGGCGGCGGAGACGGAACGCAAGCGGGUGGAGGAGGCGUACGAGAAGACGCGAGGGAUGGCGUCGAACGUGCAAUCGCGAGCGGUGAUGGCGGCGGAGGAGGCGGUGGCGCUCAAGGCGAGCGCGGUGGCGGCGGCGGAGGCGAAGAUGAAGGCGGCGGAGGAGGCGCGAGAGGCGCUGCGACGGGAACUCGAACGCGAGGACGCGAGCGGGGGGAAGUGGGCGGAUGCCUCGGUGAACGAGGAGGCGGAGAAGAUGGAGAGCGCGAAGGCGGCGGUAGUCGCGGGGGCGGGCGGGACGCUGUUGGCGACCCCAUUGGCGUUGUCGCAAGGCGGAGGAUUGGUGUCUCUGGGCGUCGUCGCGGCUUCGUGCGCCGUCUUCGGAGUGACGUAUCGCUACGCCGUUCGUCGCGAUCUGGGGAACAACGAGCUCAAGGGUGGGGUCGUGGGCGCUUUCGGGCUCGCAAGAGGCUUGAGCGCGGCAGACGUAUACCUGCGCGCGGCGGCGGUGAACGGAGACGCGGAUUUCGCGGCGUACGCGCAGGCGGCGCUGUUGGCGGGCCAGGGCGUUCUCACGUACGCCUUCGCCGCGGUUGCGCUCGAGCAAGCGUUCGCGCGAGGUUUUCUCAAACCGUUCGGCACCGCUUCGGAAGAGACCGAGCGUUGA